This is a messenger RNA of Hyphopichia burtonii NRRL Y-1933, 5858 nucleotides long. Its product is annotated as putative RNA helicase. The coding region runs from base 48 to 5828 and encodes 1926 amino acids. The record is from RefSeq and is a predicted model, not a curated record. NCBI's taxonomy places the organism in Eukaryota, Fungi, Ascomycota, Pichiomycetes, Serinales, Debaryomycetaceae. The transcript has a single exon. Gene Ontology annotation, molecular function: nucleic acid binding; ATP hydrolysis activity; ATP binding.
AAAUGGCAUCGUAUUCUGUCUCAUCGACAAAGUCGUACAUGCAAGCAAUGGCUCCGUUAAUGGAUGUUCUAGCAAAAAUGGACAUUCCAUUGGAGGAGAAGGUGCCUAAGAUAGAUAAUGAGCAGAAUAAGAUAACACCAGUGAAGAAGAUCUUAGAGAGAUUCCAGGGCUUGUCUUCGGAGGUUCUCACCAAGGUCACCGAUUCACUGCUGGUGAGUAAGUCUGUGAUUAGAAGUAUUAAGACAGAGUGUGAAAGAAUUAGUAAGCUGAGAGAUCAACCCGCCGACGAAACUUUUAAUGUUAUAUUAGGGAUACUUUCUUCGAAUCCUAGUGAUGAAGAGAUUCAGUCCUCUUUGUUUGAUAUCUUGGGGUUCGACGAAUUUGAUCUAAUUUCUAAAGUCAUUCAGAAUAAGAAUGUUCUUGCAGACGAAGAUUUAGAUUCCUCCAACGAUGAUCCGUCGAUAAUGACUACGGAACAGAGAGUACAACAAUUGAUUGAGAAUCAAGAAAGAUCACGGAAUCAGAAGUUAGCAGCACCUGUAAAAUCCGGUGGGGACUACCCUCAUGUUUUCAAAAAACCCGACAUUGGCAAUAUGUUGUCGAUAACGGGUAAAAAGUUUUCUUUACCUAUGGGAACUACCAGAGAGAGUCGACCUACUCAUGAAGAGAUCAUUAUACCUUAUCCUGAAAACCAAACUAAUAAAUGGAUAACAGAUGAUAAAUUAGUUAAAGUGAAAGGAUUAGACUUUCUAUGCCAAGGUACUUUCAAUAAUUAUAAAACCCUCAACAAGAUGCAAAGUUUAGUAUAUCCAGUUGCAUACAACACUAAUGAGAACAUGUUAGUUUGUGCUCCAACUGGUGCCGGUAAAACUGAUGUUGCUUUAUUGACAAUUUUGCAUACCAUCAACCAAUUCGUUACUGAAUCAGUUGGUGAAGAUGGUGAUGUCAAUGUAGAUAUAGAUUAUGAUGAAUUCAAAAUUGUUUAUAUUGCUCCAUUGAAAGCAUUGGCAGCUGAAAUUGUUGAAAAAUUUUCAAAAAAAUUGCAAUGGCUCGGUAUAGCUGUAAGAGAAUUGACUGGUGAUAUGCAAUUGACAAAAGCAGAAAUUAUGACCACUCAAAUUAUUGUCACUACCCCAGAGAAAUGGGAUGUUGUAACUAGAAAACUGAGUGGUGAUAGUGACUUAGUCGGUAAAGUUAAGCUAUUGAUCAUUGAUGAAGUCCAUCUCUUGCAUGAAGAUAGAGGUUCUGUCAUAGAAACGUUAGUUGCUCGUACUCUUAGACAAGUUGAGAGUUCUCAGCUGAUGAUAAGAGUUGUUGGUCUCUCCGCAACCCUACCGAACUACAUGGACGUUGCUGAUUUUUUGGGUGUAAAUAGACAAAUAGGUAUGUUUUACUUUGAUCAGUCUUUUAGACCUUGUCCUUUAAAACAAGAAUUGUUGGGUGUUAGGGGUAAAGCAGGGUCAAAACAGGCUAGAGAGAACAUCGACAAAGUUUCGUACGAGAAAUUACUUGAAAAUGUUAGCAAUGGUGUCCAGGUAAUGGUCUUUGUUAAUUCUCGUAAAGAUACAGUGAAAACUGCCCGUACUUUCAUUUCAAUGGCUCAGGAUAUGGGUGAAUUAUCAUAUUUUGAUACAUCGGAAACAUGUGAAUCUUAUGGAAAAUUUAAGAGAGAAAUGGCUUCAAGGGAUAGGAAUAAAGAUAUGAAAGAAUUGUUUCAAAAUGGUUUUGGUAUACAUCAUGCUGGUAUGUUAAGAUCAGACCGUAACUUAACAGAAAAAAUGUUUGAAUCUGGGGCCUUAAAGGUAUUAUGCUGUACUGCCACUUUGGCUUGGGGGGUCAACUUACCUGCAGCUGUUGUUAUAGUAAAAGGUACCCAAGUUUAUGAUUCCAAACAAGGUGGGUUUGUUGAUUUAGGUAUUUCAGAUGUGAUUCAAAUUUUUGGUCGUGCUGGUAGACCCCAGUAUGAAAAAUAUGGUACGGGUAUCUUGUGUACCACUAGUGAUAGAUUAGAUCACUAUGUUUCUCUUAUUACUCAACAACACCCUAUAGAGUCUCGAUUAAGUAGCAAAUUGAUCGACAACUUAAAUGCAGAAAUCUCUUUGGGUACCGUGACAAACGUGCAUGAAGGUGUUCAAUGGUUAGGCUACACUUAUAUGAUGGUUAGAAUGAAACAAAAUCCGUUUGCUUAUGGUAUUGAUUGGCGAGAGCUUCAAGAAGACCCUUUGUUAAACAAUAGACGUCAUGAUAUGAUCGUUUCUGCAGCAAGAAGACUUCAUCAUUUACAGAUGAUCGUUUUCGAUGAACAAGCUAGUGCAUUUACAUCAAAAGAUUUAGGAAGAAUUGCAUCCGACUUUUAUUUAUUGAAUAACUCUGUGGAGAUUUUCAAUCAAAUGCUAAAUCCAAGAGCCACAGAAGCUGAUGUGUUAUCCAUGAUUAGUAUGAGUAGUGAGUUUGACAGUAUUAAAUUUAGGGAAGAAGAGGCAAAUGAAUUGAAGAAUCUUCUCGAAAAUGAUGCUCCUUGUCAAGUUGCAGGAGAUGCUGAUUCACCUCAAGGAAAGACUAAUAUUCUUUUGCAGGCUUAUGUCUCUCAAUCUUUGAUAAAAGAUUCUUCUUUGAUAUCGGAUAGUAACUAUGUUGCUCAAAACUCCGCAAGAAUUUGUCGUGCUUUAUUCCUUAUUGGUAUAAACAGAAGAUGGGGUAUUUUCCUGAAAAUUAUGCUUUCCAUCUGUAAAUCUAUUGAUAAAAGAAUAUGGGCGUUUGAUCACCCAUUAUGUCAAUUUGAUUUACCGUUACCCGUGUUAAGAAACAUCAGAGCAAAGAAUCCCACCAUUGGAUCUUUGAGAGAUAUGGAUGCUGGUGAAUUAGGAUCUUUAGUGCAUAACAACGGUAUGGGAAGAACGCUUUACAAACUCAUUGGAAGAUUUCCUUACUUAGAAAUCGAUGCCGAAGCUUUUCCCAUUACAAGUAACGUUAUGAGAGUACAUGUUAGCUUGGAUCCUGAUUUCGUAUGGGAUGAAAAGUAUCAUGGGAAUGCUCAAUUUUUUUGGAUCACUGUUGAAGAGUCAAACGACUCCAAUAUUCUCCAUGUUGAAAGGUUCAUCUUGAACAGGAGACUGAUGAAGAGUCCACAUGAGCUCGAUUUUAUGAUUCCUUUAACUGAUCCACCACCACCUCAAAUUGUUAUCAGAGCGAUUUCUGAUUCUUGGAUUGGGUCCGAGAAUAUCUUUACAGUUUCUUUUCAACAUCUUAUAACUCCAUCUAAUGAUACAAUAAGAACUAAUUUAUUGAGAUUGCAACCUUUACCAGUUUCGGCACUUCACAAUAAAGAAAUUGAAUCCAUCUAUUCUAACAAGUUUCAUUACUUUAAUCCUAUGCAAACAAUGGUUUUUCAUUCUUUAUACAACACUAACUCCAGUGUUUUUGUUGGUUCUCCAACUGGGUCCGGUAAGACAGUUGUUGCUGAAUUAGCUAUCUGGCAUGCAUUCAAUGAGUUUCCUGGUUCGAAAAUAGUGUAUAUUGCUCCAAUGAAAGCCUUGGUUAGAGAAAGAGUUGAUGAUUGGAGAAAGAGAAUCACUAAAAAUACUGAUCACAAGCUAGUCGAAUUAACAGGUGAUUCUUUGCCCGAAGCUAAAGAAGUGAGGGAAGCCGACAUCAUUAUUACAACCCCAGAAAAAUUCGAUGGUAUAUCUCGUAAUUGGCAAACAAGAAAAUUUGUUCAACAAGUUUCCUUAGUUAUCAUGGAUGAAAUUCAUUUGUUAGCCAGUGAUAGAGGUCCAAUUUUGGAAAUGAUUGUGAGUCGUAUGAACUAUAUAUCAUCUCAAACCAAGAAGCCCAUAAGAUUACUUGGGAUGUCAACUGCCGUUUCUAAUGCUAUGGAUAUGGCUGGAUGGCUUGGUGUGAAGGAGGGACUUUUCAAUUUUCCUCAGUCUGUUCGUCCUGUUCCCUUACAAAUGUAUAUUGAUGGAUUUCCAGAUAAUUUAGCCUUUUGCCCAUUAAUGAAAACCAUGAAUAAACCUGCUUUUAUGGCCAUCAAGCAGCAUUCACCAACUAAGCCUGUUUUAGUGUUUGUUGCGUCCCGUCGUCAAACACGUUUAACAGCACUCGAUCUUAUCCAUUUAUGUGGUUCUGAAUCCAACCCACGUAGAUUCCUUCACAUAGACGACAGUGAACUUCUGGAAAUUUUACUUGAUGUGAAGGAUGACACAUUAAAAUUAUCUUUGCAGUUUGGUAUUGGGUUGCAUCAUGCUGGUUUAGUAGAAUCGGAUCGUCAAAUUUCCCACAAAUUGUUUGAAUCCGGUAAAAUUCAAAUUUUAGUUGCAACUUCAACAUUAGCAUGGGGUGUUAAUUUACCUGCACAUUUGGUUAUUAUCAAAGGUACUCAAUUUUUCGAUGCAAAGAUUGAAGCAUAUAGAGAUAUGGAUUUGACUGAUAUUUUACAAAUGAUGGGUAGAGCGGGUCGUCCUGCUUUCGAUACUAGUGGUAUAGCAAUGGUAUACACAAAAGAGGCUAAAAAAGUUUUCUAUAAGCAUUUCCUAAACAUUGGUUUCCCAGUUGAAUCAUCAUUACACAAAGUUUUAGAUAACCAUAUUGGUGCCGAAAUAUCUGGUGGUACCAUAACAACUAGACAAGAGGCAAUGGAUUUCCUUACCUGGACUUUCCUCUAUAGAAGAGCUCAUAAUAACCCAACUUAUUAUGGUAUUGAAGAUACAAGCUCUGUUGGUAUUUCAAAAUAUCUUGCUAACUUGGUUGAUCAAACGGUUGAAAAUCUUAUUGAAUCCAAAUGUGUAAUUUCUGGUGCUGGAGAUGAAAUAUUCCCUACCCCAUUCUUACAUAUUUCUUCUUAUUAUUAUUUAUCCCAUAAGACCAUCAGAAACUUUGUUAACAACAUAAGUAAAGACUCCUCAUUUAGAGAUUGUUUAAAACUUUUAUGUCAAGCUACAGAAUUUGAUGAAUUAGCAACUCGUCACGGAGAAGAGCUCAUCAACAUGGAGUUAUCUCAAGCAAUGAGAUACCCUGCGGAAGAUUUACAAUGUGAAUUUAUCUGGGAUCCUCAUGUUAAGACAUAUUUAUUGGUUCAAGCAUUUAUGUCUCGAGUCGAGCUACCAAUUGCUGAUUAUGCACAAGAUACCGUGUCUGUUCUUGAUCAAGCUUUACGUAUUUUACAAGCAUACAUUGAUGCUGCUUCGGAGUUGGGAUAUCUUAAUACGGUUUUGACCUUCAUUGAAUUAAUGCAAUGUAUAAAACAACGUUAUUGGUAUGAUGAUGAUCAUGUAUUGGCAUUACCGGGACUCAAGUUGGAGAAGAAGACCAAAAAAUCCAUGAGCUUGAUGCUGGUUGGAAAGCUUGGACACAAUAAAUUGUCACAAUUGGCUGACAGCUUGGGCGUUACGGGAUAUGAGAUUGAUGAAGAUCAGGAGGAAGAGGAUAUUCCUACUGAUGUUCUUUCAACGGAAGAUAUGAAAAAAGAGUUUGUUAGAGUAGCUUCAUGUCUACCAAUUGGUAAGGUCUCAGUACACCAAGAGGAAUCUAAAGAAUUAAAAUUGGAAAUUCUUCACGAUAACCACGCAUUGAACCGUGACUUCAAGAUGUACUGCCCACAUUUCCCCAAACCCCAAAGAGAAAGUUGGUUCAUAAUUAUCUGUAAUCAAGAAAAAGAUGAACUUUUGCUUGUUAAAAGAGCCUCUCCUAAGUUGAUGGGAAAGAAGGGUAAAGUUUCAUGUGUAUUAGAAAUACCAGAAGACAUGGAAGGAAUGGAUGUUACAAUAUUAUGUAUCAAUGAUGCUUUAGAUAUAAAGUAUUCAAUGAAACAUACUCUUUUGCAAGAGUGAUUUAGAAUAAUGCUAUUUAUAUAAAUGGGA